AACGCUGUGGCAAAAAGUAUUGUUAUCAACACUGGCAAAACAACAAAGACAAACAGAGUCGAUUUUUAAACCGUUGAGCAAUCAAAAAACAAAGACUAGACCACGGACGACACGGAGUGCCAGCGGAAGAGGCAAACGGGCUAACCGAGAGUGAAAUAAUGCACAGAUCGCGGUCGGUGCUAACAACAAUGUGGAGAAGUAUCGAAGCGUAAAAAUCGAAGGCGGCCGCCAGCCAUCAUCACCCCACGACGGAGCACCCAACAACAAAAACAGAAACAGCAGCAGGAGCAACAAACAACAACAUAUACAGCGACCACAGAAAUACACACAAAAGAGAAAUCAUAAUAAAAGACAGCUGACUAAUUGCUCUGGACCCUGCCACCAAGAGUUGACGAAUGCGGAGGAGUCCCCGAAGGUGCCGGCGGAGCUGAGGAGCUGAGCAACAGGAUUAGCGGUGGAUUAGCGGAACCACAACAGCAAUACACAGAACAAACUGAAAUAGCCAAACAAAACACCGCCCCAGCCUUAGAUAACUGACAACGAGAGGAGUGUAUCCCCAAUCAAGUUAACCAUCUUCAGUCUUUGCCGCAAAAUCUAUCUACAAGCUACAGAAUGUCCUCGCCCAGUGCUGGAAAGCGUCGCAUGGACAACGACGUGAUCAAGCUGAUCGAGUCGAAGCACGAGGUAACGAUCCUCGGCGGCCUGAACGAGUUCCAUGUGAAGUUCUUCGGCCCCACAGAGACGCCGUACGAGGGCGGUGUAUGGAAGGUGCGAGUCUACCUGCCCGACAACUACCCGUUCAAGUCACCGAGCAUCGGGUUCGUGAACAAGAUCUACCAUCCGAACAUUGACGAGUCCUCCGGCACCGUCUGCCUCGAUGUGAUCAAUCAGGCCUGGACGGCGCUGUACGAUCUCUCCAACAUAUUUGAGUCGUUCUUGCCGCAGCUGCUCACCUACCCGAAUCCGGUGGAUCCGCUCAAUCGGGACGCGGCCGCACUGUACCUGCACGAGCCGGAGGAGUACCAUCGCAAGGUUGCCGACUAUGUGCAGCGAUAUGCCACCGAGGAUGCGCUGCGGGCGGCGCAGCAGGAGCGCGAGAGCAGCGACAGCGAGUCCAGCAUGUCGGACUAUAGCGAGGACGAGGCCAGGGACAUGGAGUUAUAAUAUCGGUUGGAUCCCACGACGACGAAGCUACCGCUAAAGCUAACGCUGACAACAGCCUAAGAAUGUGCGACAACAACAACUGCAGCAGAGCAAGCAACAAUAUAUAUACAUACAAACACACACACACACAUGCAUAUAUAUAUAUAUAUUGAUUUAUAUAUAUAUAUGUGGUAAUUGGAUUUUAAGAUAUAAAGUGAUUGGAUGGUGGCGUGGGGAUCUGCGCACCCACGCACAUACAUAUAAAUAUAUACAUGGCAUAUAUAUAUACACAUAUAUAUAUAUGUGUUUACUAAUUUAAGAAAAAAACAAGAUUUGAAAACUCUUAGUUUAGCCAUCAGUAGCUGAUAACGGAAAGGAAGGAUAACAAGAGCUCUCGAGAGAAAGAGUGAGCUGGAGAGAUGAGGAGGAGGAGGAUCGGUGAAGACCCGAGAGGAGAACAAAAUGGAAACAAAAUACAGAAUAGAAUACAGAGUAAAAGUAACAUUAACGUUAAAGGAAACGGAAACGGAAACAGAAACAGCAUGAGAAACAGAAACAAAAACAAAAACAAAAACAGAGAGUUAAAAUAGAUGCAAAUGCAAUUAAUUAUAUAUAGAAUGGUUCUAAAAAACAAACAAACAAGUAACAUAAAGAGUGCACAAGCACAUGCAAUAUAUGACGUGCGAUCGUAUAACAAAAUCGUAUUGCUUUUGGCCUUGAUCUGGCAUUAAACAGACGUCGAUGCCCGUUCUUUAGAGUUUAAAUACCAAAAAAUCGAAAAAGUUAAAAAUGUAUCUUUACCAGACACACUCACAGACACACACACACACACAGCCACACACAGAACACCACAACAAGUACCACCAUAACAAAAAGAAACCCAGUUUUUAUCGAGAAAUGAAACAAGCAGAGAUCAUCGAGUUUUCUAUUUUGUUCUCCCCGAAAAACUUGAUAAGAGAAUCCAAUUUAUUUCGCAUCUGAGAAAGUUAUAAAUUUAGAGAGUCUAACUGCAAUAUAGAAGAGCACCCAUCCGACGAUCGAAACUAAAUAGAACUAAUAUUUAAAGUGAAGAGUUAAAAGUAAAAAAAAAAAAGAAAAAACCAAGACAAAUCCUAGAGGAAGCAUUCGAGGAGGAAACGACGGAGACGGAGAUGGAGAUGGAGAUGGAGACCGAGAUGAAAUACAGAUUAAAUGUUGCAGUUCUUUUUCUUGUUAAUUAAUAUUAUUGUACGGUUAUUAUGUAAUGUUUUAAAAUAGGAUUCGAAUUGAUCAUGUAAUUAAAUGCAAUAAUUCUUAUGUCUAACUUAUGCCACCCGUGUUUAAACCAAGUCCGAUUAUGUUUUUUUGUUUGAGUUUAUAAUUAAUAUUACUUUUAUUAUAAAUUAUGAAUUACAAUACAUUUUUUUGAUUUCCA
Messenger RNA from Drosophila ananassae, 2557 nucleotides. RefSeq names its product ubiquitin-conjugating enzyme E2 H (gene UbcE2H). NCBI's taxonomy places the organism in Eukaryota, Metazoa, Arthropoda, Insecta, Diptera, Drosophilidae. Bases 613 to 1164 code for a protein of 183 amino acids. The record is from RefSeq and is a predicted model, not a curated record. The transcript has 2 exons. Gene Ontology annotation, cellular component: nucleus. Gene Ontology annotation, biological process: protein polyubiquitination; ubiquitin-dependent protein catabolic process. Gene Ontology annotation, molecular function: ubiquitin conjugating enzyme activity.